Talaromyces stipitatus ATCC 10500 is the source of this 1235-nucleotide messenger RNA. RefSeq lists its product as uncharacterized. The coding region runs from base 1 to 762 and encodes 253 amino acids. NCBI's taxonomy places the organism in Eukaryota, Fungi, Ascomycota, Eurotiomycetes, Eurotiales, Trichocomaceae. The record is from RefSeq and is a predicted model, not a curated record. The transcript is spliced from 2 exons.
AUGCCCCCAGAUCGUUCCUCGUUCACGGCUUUGAAUCUGCCUUCGACUUUCUCGCUACCGGUAUGUAUGGAUUAUUUCACCCUUUCCGCCGGCCCCAACACAGAUCUAUGGAGGAAACCGCCAAAUGGAGAUACCUCAACAGCGCCAAUGGUCUUCACCUCGUUGCGGCGGCCGUUUGUCGUGGCAGAAGUCACCAUCAGCGCCGACUGGGAGAUGGAAUGGGAUCAAGGUGGACUUGUCAUUUUCGCCGGAGAUGCUCCUAGUCAGUCGAUUCCAACCGAAUCGCUUCGAUCCUCAUCAGAAACCGGCGUGCGCAACUUCAAUACGAUGACAUCGCAAUCGCAAUCUUGCAAAUGGGUAAAAGCGGGCAUGGAGUUUUCUUCGGGCACAGUCAAUGCAGCGUCGGUCAGCGCAACAUCCGACGGGGCGGAUUGGUGCCUGUCGCCUCUGGCCAUGCCAAAUAUACCGACCAACAUCACUUCCCUGCGCAUUAAGCUCGAAAGAGUCGGUUAUUCCCUGUGGAUCUGGUAUCAGAUCCCGUCCUUGUCACCGUAUGCCGUGACCCCGGGAGCAGUUGGAAGUACAUGGAAAAAGCUUCGCGAGGUUACCUGGUUUUUCUACGGGGUUGAGGACAAGUGCGUGCAUGUCGGACGAGGAGGCACAAUGUGGGAGGCAAUGAACGGUAUGCGAUUAGACGAUACCACCAUGGGCGGUGGAGGAGAUAGAUUGGUCGUUGAAUUUGAGGAUCUCGAGAUAUUUUGAAGUGGCUGGUUUAUGAUUAUUGUGACGACGUCGACGACUUUCUUCUUUUCGUUUCAUGUACAAAUCAACCGGUCGUGUGACUUGGAUUAUUGAUUGACUUUUUCUUUCGGGACAUUUGUAUUUGACAUUUUUCUUCUUUUUUUUUGUGCAAAUGGUGAAUGGAGAUUUGACGACUGAUACCUGUUUCAGUGUUUCUACUGGCUGGCGUUUCGAGAUGUGCGACGAUUUCGUUUUUCUCCUUCCUGUCUCUGCAAUCUUCCUUUUUUUUCUUCUUCCGGUGUCCUGUAACUCGUCGCGCCGAGUGAACAAGCACGAUCCGGCAUGCGGAAUCCAAGCCCAAUUCUUAUUUCUUCAGUAACAAGCCGCCGACAAGUAGAGAUGCAAGCAAUCUCGGAAAGCAUGAUUCAUUGUGAUCUUUUGACCCCUCACCCCGCAUCGGAAAGGGUGCUCAUUAUGCCCAUCCACUCUGCAUC